AUGCAAGAUGCCAGCGGAAUGAUCGGCCGGACAGAGGCUAGGGCGAAGGAACCCCUUCCCACCGCGUCCUUCCCUGUGUAUCGGAGAUAUAAAGCGAGUGCACCGGAAAAGAACGGGAACUGGGUCGAUCUAUUGCGAAGCAUCCGAAGCAUAACUGCACACUCACACAAUCUUUGCCGAGAGAUAGGAGCAUUCGGUGGAACCGGUGAACUACACUUGCUUCUGGAUAGAUGUGUGGGACAGAGGGCUCGUGGUACCUUCUGCCCACCCUUCCUCCUCUGCUUUGAGAACUGUGUGAACGGAGAGUGGGCAGAAGGGAAGGAGGUCCUCAUACAGAGAAAAUCAGGGAAUGGGUCGAGAUAG
Messenger RNA from Brassica napus (rape), 363 nucleotides. The record is from the annotation of a RefSeq genome assembly. Lineage: Eukaryota; Viridiplantae; Streptophyta; Magnoliopsida; Brassicales; Brassicaceae.